UUCAGUCGUUAUGUCUCUAACAAGCAUGUUGAUUUCUUGGAUUGUGGUCUUUUAUAUGAUUACCUUUGCAGGUGCGACGACCUCGUGCAGAACAGCGGACGGUCAGUAUGAUGUCAUUGUCAAUUACCGUGGUAAAACUGGUCCAGAAACUCCUAAAUCGAGAGUAAUUGCAUUUUACGCCUUCAUGUCAAAAUCAAUCACGAGCCCGGGCGUUGGUCGCCGACUGGUAUUUGAUGUAAUGAAAACAAACCAAGGUGGUGGAUAUAACAGCCAUACGGGCGUUUUUACCUGUCCAAAGACUGGAACAUACGUUUUCGUGUGGGUUGUAAGACUGGGUUCUGCAUAUCAUUCUUUUGAGUUGAUGAUCAAUAAUUCCGUGUAUGGAUCCACCCAUCUUUAUAACAAUGGUACCGGAGGCAGUGUCAGUGGUACAGUUGUUGCGCAUGUGUCGAAGGGCGAGAGUGUUUACGUUCGUGCGCACUCUUCCUACAAAGGUUCGGGUGUAAUAAAUAGUGAUACAAACGGUAGAACAGCAUUUUCUGGAUGGUUACUGAACUAGUUUGAUACUAAUAAAUGCAUUC
This is a messenger RNA of Mytilus californianus (California mussel), 581 nucleotides long. Its product is annotated as complement C1q tumor necrosis factor-related protein 2-like. Bases 11 to 559 code for a protein of 182 amino acids. Lineage: Eukaryota; Metazoa; Mollusca; Bivalvia; Mytilida; Mytilidae. The transcript is spliced from 2 exons. The record is from RefSeq and is a predicted model, not a curated record. Gene Ontology annotation, molecular function: protein binding.